Kazachstania africana CBS 2517 is the source of this 1200-nucleotide messenger RNA. It is a transcript of the gene ENT3, whose product is annotated as Ent3p. Gene Ontology annotation, biological process: endocytosis; Golgi to endosome transport. NCBI's taxonomy places the organism in Eukaryota, Fungi, Ascomycota, Saccharomycetes, Saccharomycetales, Saccharomycetaceae. The transcript has a single exon. The coding region runs from base 1 to 1200 and encodes 399 amino acids. Gene Ontology annotation, molecular function: phospholipid binding; clathrin binding. Gene Ontology annotation, cellular component: clathrin vesicle coat; plasma membrane; endosome. The record is from RefSeq and is a predicted model, not a curated record.
AUGAGUUUGGAGGAUAAGCUAGCUAAUAUGACGUUGUAUGAUGCUAAGAAGUAUUUUAGAAAAGCUCAGAAUGUCGUUUUUAAUUACACUGAAAUGGAAGGUAAGGUUCGUGAAGCAACGAAUAAUGAGCCCUGGGGGGCAUCUUCUACUCUAAUGGAACAGAUUGCACAGGGUACGUAUAAUUUACGGGAACGUGAGGAGAUUCUUGGGAUGAUCUUCAGAAGGUUUACUGAAAAGGCAGGAUCUGAAUGGAGACAAAUUUAUAAAUCUUUACAACUUUUAGACUAUCUGAUCAGACGUGGAUCAGAAAGGUUUAUUGACGAUGUCAGAAGUAGUAUAAGACUUAUUGAGUUGUUAGAAACGUUCCAUUACAUUGACUCCCAAGGCAGAGAUCAAGGGAUUAAUGUCAGAAACAGAGCUAAAGCCUUAGGCGAGUUACUGAGUGAUGACACAAAGAUACGUCAAGAACGUAAGAAAGCCAGGGAAACAGCUAAGAAAUAUAAAGGUCUUGCGGGAGGCUCUGCCAAUCCGAGGGCAGGUUUUUCAGCAUCUACUUCUCACGGCAUCAGUGUAAGUGCAGAUUUUGAUAGUGAUGAAGAAGAAGUAACGAGACAUGAGGGCUCCGGAUUCCACGACAACGUACAGUCUACCUCAGAAGAGAACGGACAGUGCAAUGAUUUGCUUUUCACGGAAGCCGAUCAGCAAGAAGUAGCAGAACAGGAUGAUGAAGAUGACGAAUUCUCAGAAUUUCAAAGUGCUGCUCCUGUUACGGAAAAAACAACAAUUACACAGUCAUUAUUUGAUUUAGCAUCACCAACAGUAGCUACCACUAGUACUACCACCAGUACUUUUGCGCCAGCUGUCACACACACCGUGAAUGUUGUUCCAGCAAUCGUCACAGAGUCCUCAACUAAAAAGGACGACCCAUUUAGUUCAUUAUUUACAAGUGCCAAGACUUUGAAAUCAGAACCACAAAAGCCAGUUUCACAACAACAACAACAACAACAACAACAACAACAACAACAACAACAACAACAACAACAACAACAACAACAGCAGCAGCAGCAGCAGCAGCCAAAAACCAUCCCACAGCAAUCAACAACCCUGGAUGAGGAAGACGAUAUCUUUGGAGAAUUGACAUCAUCUUCAGCGAAACAAAAUGGAACUCAAAAUGAAGAAAUUGACUUGUUAAGCUUUUGA